Toxotes jaculatrix (banded archerfish) is the source of this 2085-nucleotide messenger RNA. RefSeq names its product vimentin-related 2 (gene vimr2). Gene Ontology annotation, biological process: skeletal muscle organ development. Gene Ontology annotation, cellular component: Z disc; cell-cell junction; sarcolemma. Lineage: Eukaryota; Metazoa; Chordata; Actinopteri; Toxotidae. Bases 1 to 1173 code for a protein of 390 amino acids. The record is from RefSeq and is a predicted model, not a curated record. The transcript is spliced from 10 exons.
AUGGCUGUGCUCAGAGUGUCGUCUUACCGCAAGCUGUUUGAGGAUGAUGGCUGGAGUCGAAAUGGAGGGUUGGGUAUGCAGUGUGCAGGGCAGUACCGGGCCUCUCUCAGGGGUGCGGCCGUUGACGAGUGUGACUGUGACAAGUUAGACUUUGUGGCUGCCAAGUCUCUCAACAAGGAGAGUCUCAACCGGUUUGUCCAGGACCGCACCACCAUCGCUGCUCUCAAUGACCGUCUGGUCAGGCUUAUUGAACUGGCCCAUUGUUUUGAGAGGGAGAAUGAGUCUCUUGAAUGUCAGAUUGUGGAGCUUGAGGAGAAGCUGACCUGUCAACAAGCCUCCUCCAGCAUCACCUCUGUUGUGGCUCAACCUGACUACAGCCUGGAUGCAGUGGUGGAAAGACUGCGCAAGCAGAGGGAUGAGAUUCUAUGUGACACUGAGGAGCUGCAGAGAGAGCUUGAACGUCUGAAGAAAAGCUAUGAGAUGGCUGCACAGCAGAGGAUCCUGUUCCAGCAAGAGCGACAAGAUGUUGCUGAGGAAGUGGAUGCUGUGACAGCAGAGUGUUUGGCACUGAGGGAGCAAGUGGCUAUCUACGAGGAGCAGCUGGCCAACAUGGAGGCCCAGCACAAGGCGGCAGUGGAGAGUCUUCUGGAGCCAGCUGAGGGGACAAGAGGAACGGUGGCAGCAAUUAGAUUUAGCAGCCCUGACAUCACUCCGGCCUUGGAUGUAAAGGAGUACUACUGCCAGCUGGCUGAGAGCCUCCAGUACGAGUGUGGCACCGCCUCUUCUGCUGUGGUUCGCAGUGGUGAUGGAAAACAACUGGAAGUGGGAGAAGCUGCAGGCUCAAGGGUCAAAGACGUGCCAAAGAUAAAGGACAUCAGUGAGAUGAAGAUGCUGAUUUCAGAGCUACAAAAGGAGCUUGCUGAGCUUGAAAAGUGUAAUGAGGAGCUGGAGGAUGAGAUUGAGAUGAAGAAGGCUGCAUACAUGGAUGAGAUUGCUGAGUUGGAGUGUACUGUAGAUGAAAUGCGGCACCAGGAGUCUGACCUCCAAGCGCAGAUGAAGGAGCAGUGUGCAGACUACAAGGAGCUGCUCAGUGAGAAGAUGGCCAGAGACAUGGAGAUUGUUGCCUACAGGAGUCUGGUGGAGGAAGAGGAAGAGAGGCUGUGCAACCCGUGAAACGAGGCCAAAGAGUCAGACUGGCCGUCUGCAGUUCGGCUGGAUGCUCCGUCACACAUGGAUUAGAAAACAGACAAAAGAAAAUCGUGAAAAGCAGACCCAAAUCAAGAUUAAGGUACCAACGCAGCAAUUUGAGCUGAUGUAAACUUAUCAUGACAGAUUAAUGCUGUCUGGAGGCCUAAGCCAGGCAAUUGAUAACAGGUCGCGGACAGAUGACCCCGAGACUCCAAGAAAGAUGGAGCUGUCUAAAACUGGGAGGGAGGUGGGAGGAUGGGGGCUCUGCAGUGAGUGUGUAUCCAUUCAGUGUCUGGCAGUGAUAUUUCCUUAAGUGGGUUUUAUCUUUACCAGCUCACUGAUAUGAUUCAUAAAUGUUUUGUCCCCUCUUUGUCGAACAAGUCUGACACACAAACACACAUGCCGACACGCACGCAAGCUAAACUGUGCGGCUCCGUGGAGUCAUUCCCCCUCUGAUGCCACCUCGUCCAUCACUUAAACUUUGUCUGAUUACGAGCUCUUAACCCUUGACCCCGUCACUGUUAACAAACAUAUUGACAGCUCCCUCUCUUCAGCAACUUAAAGCGUCUCAUCGUCGUUUUGCUUUUACAGUCAUGUGUUUAUGUUGGUUUUACAUAUAACUGUUUGCUUUUCAAAUGGUUCGUGAAGUUGUUUUUCUGCAGCUCUUACAAAUCGAGCACCUGGAUCUUUCCACAAGGAAAGCCUGUGUGAUUCGUUAUUCCUUCUUUGAAGAGCAAUGUCCCAAUUUGCUGUCAUUUCAGAAAUAAGCAUUUGGUAAUACAUUCCUUAGUAAUCUUUUCCUUAUUUUCUACAAGCUGCCUGUGAUAAAUCAUUUUUGGUUCCUGCUUCUGCACAAGCGUCAGAAUGUGCUUUAGAUUUAAAUUGAAUAAAACUAGU